CGAAAGGGGAGUCUGUGUGUGAGGUUUUGCUUGCGAAAAUAUGGACUUUGUUGUGUUUUUGUUACGGUGUGACUACUAAGUUAGCAAUAGAAUCAAGGUGUUUUCAGUAAUCUUCGUUUGUCAUUCUUGAAAAUUUGCUGACGUCUGCUAGACAGCUUUGACUCUCGAAUGUGAUAUUCUCACGAGCAGUAAACGUGAUCGAAUCCCGUGAUAUUUGUGUGCUGUGAAUAUUCUUUUGAGGUUUGUUUAUUUUAUUAUUUUGGUCGAUUUCUAAUCUGAAGUGGGGGAAAUGGAAUCUGUGACUACGUUUGUUCGGGAGAAGCUUUUGAUACUUGAUAUGACCUGCGUUACGUAAGGGUGGAAGAGAAUAGCAAGUGUGGCGGUGGUAGUUUGCACAAACAGCAGGGGGUGAGAGGAGGGGUUGGUGGUGGAAAUGUGAAGCAACAUUGGGUGGAGGGGUGCGUUCCAUCCCUCCAGACUCAGAUCACAUCAAUUAAGUUAGAAACUAAAUUACACCAGUGUCUGAUAGAGUCGAAGCAAAAAUAGAGAACACUGACAUUCACCUCAGAAAUAAAUAUUUUAUCUAGAUAUGUGUGAAGCCUAAAAAUCAAUCAUAAGUUUCAAUUUGUCCAACGUGUGGUUCCACGGAGUUGGCGCUUUGCCCCUUCGGCCGGAUAGCCGUUCCGACGGCAAGUCCGGGGGGCUACGCCCCCGUCCGGAUACUCAGCUGGCAAGACUAGCUGAGCCAGUUCCCACUGUCCCCGAAAUGCUAACGGGUGGUUACACUGAUAAUCAACACAGUGCAGAGAUAGGACAAGCAACUGCUCUGUCAACCAUCGAAGGUUCGAACUUAUUACUGAGAAGAAAGAAACAGGCUAGUAUUAAGAGUAACGGUGCAGUGAUCCACGCGUCGGACUCUAACUGUGUUGCCAAACCACCAAUCGGUGUUCAUAAAUUUGGUGCACUUAGAAGUUACCCGAUUCCAGUAAGACCCCCGGUAGUUCCAAACCUGAAACCAAGGCCUCCUGAGAGAACCUCUAGCGAAGGGUCUCUCCCAGGUAGCAAGAAAUUUGCGACACCUUUUGUAACAUCGGAAUCGAGGCCGGAUCCUUCUAAGGCAAAUGUAAUAGAAUAUGCACAGUCCUGCAAGAAUAAAUCGAUUUUAUCGUCUCCGGAUCGAAAUCUGAAGUCCACUGAAGAGGGCGCAGUUAGUUAUGUAGAGUUCAGUUCUACGAUUGAAGCUGUAGACUUUACACCAGCUACUGGAGAGACUAGAACAAACGAAGCACAGUUCAGAUCAUCGGUUUCGCCAUCACCAAGAAGCUCACAGCUUAGUUUAUACGUAGGUUCUAGAAGAAACUCACCUCCAGUUCCACAAGUACCCCCACUACAACCAAACAAAACAUCUCUCCAGAAUUUAAUUCCUCCAGGGGAGAGAGAAAACAGAAGAACAUCAUCUCCACAGCCUUCUGAAUACUUCUUACCCAUUCAGAAGUCACCUUUAAAAGAGAUCACUGGGAAAAAUUCUCCAGUGCCAGAGUACCUUUCAACUGGAAAGAAAUCCCCAUUACCUGAGUGUGUAGCCAAGAACGUAGUUCGAAAAUCGUCCAGUAGGACAAGUAUCCCCGAGGUUCACGAAGCCAGCCCUUCUCCGUCAAAACCUAUUAAAAAGGAGUGUCUGUGUGCUGACCCCCGGAGACCACCCUUAACACCGGCGCGACCAAAAAGCGUUGCAUUUGCCAUCGACGAAGAAGAUCGCUGUGUUCCUCCACCACCACCGCCUCCAAGAAGUGUUAGCAAGCCCAAGCCAGUUCCUGCUCGAAUCUCGAAGGCAAACAGCUGUCCAGGAAUCAUAUACUCACCAACGAAGGACAUAUUAAUUGUUAAGCAGCCACUUGCUAUAAUUAAACCUUCAGUUUCUCCUGUGCAAGCUAUUGGCUUUAAAAGUACAGCAUCUGGGAAAAUCGUCGUCACUGGGGGGACAGAAUUCGAAGCUGAAGUCGUGAACGUUGUCACCGCAGGGGGCGAGGUUUUGAGUGUCUUCUGUGAGAAACAGGGGACCGGCAGUGAUAUCUGUGGAGGCUGUGUUAAAUCCGGCAGUGGGAACUUUCGUGUAAUAGACGGUAACGUCGGUAGAUCUGGUCCAGGAUCAGAUUUUAAUAACUCUUUGGCGUCUCUAGUCGGAUCAGCUGGUCGACGGGCUUCGGUUACAUCCCUGAGCGAUACUUCAUUAGCCUCUCUCGUCGUUGGAAGUUGUUGCAGAGGCUCUGAAUUUGAGGGUUUGAUUUUUGGUAACGAAAUUGUUGUGAUGGGCGCGAGUGGCGGUGCUAAGGGGUCGUCCGGGGGCAGUGAAGCUGAAAGUUGUGGGGGUGGGGCAUGCAGGAAGAUAUUAUCUGGAAGAAAUCAGCAACAACAGGCGCCAUCUAGUGGACAGCCAGUGAAACCUCAGCAACAAUUCCAGCAACCUAAAGGUGGGGGAAGUCCCGGACCUGGGCCCGGUGGAGGAACACAGAGCAACAGAAGUCAACCAGCCAUUGGACUGAAGCAGACACCGAAGGCGAGGCCGACUAUCUUCGGGACUGUUGCUUCUGACCAGACACCGAAAGAUGGCUCCAGCUGCAGAAGGAGUUUACCUCAAACUCCGCAGUCUGGGAAGAGUUUCAGCGCUCUGUUGAAUGGUGGCGCCCCUGGUGAACACAGUUCAAGUAUCGAGUCUGUUCCUGAAUCGGGAUCUCACCCAGAUCAUGCUCUGGUGUAUCGUGACGGCGGGAACCUGGUGUCAGGGUCCCUGGACGCCCUGGUGCAGCACAUGGUCCCCACCGCGGACUAUUACCCGGACCGCGCUUACCUGUUCGCCUUUCUGCUCAGCUCACGGCUGUUCAUAAAACCUCACGAAUUGCUCGGCGAAGUCUGUGCCCUGUGCGACUCUCAGCAAAAACUCGGCGAGAAGCAGGCAGCAGCCAAGGACCGUCUGGGCAGAUUCGUCCCUCACCUGGUGCAGUUGCUGGCAGAAUGGACGGAGACCUUCCCUUACGACUUCAGGGACGAGCGUGUGAUGGCGCACGUGAGGGCCAUCACCCAGAAGUGUGUUACGGUCGAUCCGGGUAUCAGGAAGGAGGUGUCCACCUUACUUCAGAACCUGCUGCACCGGUUAACAGCGCUGGAGAAGUACGAAGAAUUCCUGCAGAGAGUGAACGCUGAAUCCUCCACGCACUGCGUUGAGAACCUCAGCGCGAUGGAUGUGACUGAGCUGUGUCCGAGCCCUGCCCUUUUGGCACAGCAAUUGACGCACGUCGAACUGGAGAGACUGUCCUUCAUCGGCCCCGAGGAGUUCGUCCAGGCGUUUGCCAAGGAGAACCCCCACCUCGAGACCUCUUUCAAAGACAUGAAAAAGACACGUAACCUCGAGUCCUACGUGCAGUGGUUCAACAGGCUUAGUUACUUUGUGGCCACAGAAGUCUGCAAGCAGCACGUGAAGAAGAAAGUCCGUGUGAAAGUGAUGGAAUAUUGGAUAGAGACUGCUAGAGAGUGUUUCAACAUCGGAAACUUCAACUCACUCAUGGCCAUCAUCGCGGGCCUCAACAUGUCUCCUAUAUCAAGACUGAAGAAAACCUGGAGUAAGGUGCAGUCAGCAAAAUUCUCAAUCCUGGAACAUCAGAUGGACCCAUCUUCCAACUUCAGCAGCUACCGGUCCACCUUGAAGGCCGCCAUGUGGCGAUCCGCCGGAGCUACAGAUGAAAGGCAGCGCAUUGUUAUUCCAUUCUUCUCGCUCCUUGUCAAGGAUCUGUACUUCCUGAACGAGGGCUGCUCAAAUAAACUUCCCAAUGGCCACAUAAAUUUUGAGAAGUUCUGGCAGCUUGCGAAACAGGUGACAGAGUUUAUUACUUGGAAGCAGGUGACAUGUCCAUUUGAGAAGAAUACGAAAGUCAUCACUUUUCUGCAGGCCAGUCCUGUGCUCACUGAGAAUGCUCUGGCAUUGGCAUCAUUUGAAUGUGAAACCCCUGAAAACAAUCAUGAAAAGGAACGUUACAAGGCCCUCAAGUCCGAGUUAAACUCUUGAACAAAUUGGGGAUUUGUUCAUGCAAAUCUUAAGAAAGGGAGAAGGAGAGAAGUGGCAACAAAAUUAGAGGCAUGUACAAGAAUGAAUCAGAGUGAAGCGGGCAUUCCAUCAUAUUUUGUUCGUUGCAGGGAAGAAGGUUGUAUGAUUGAAAGUUGCCCAGAAGACAUCUAAAUGUGAAGAGGACGGAGGGAUUUUUAAUACUCGGGCUAAUUACUAUGUAACUCAUAGAUUUCGUUCUUCACUAUCAUUACAUCAUCUUUACACGAAUUAUUACCGACUUUGUUUACUUGCCAUUUCAUCAAACAAAAGACGUAACAGUUCUAAGCACCACCUGGCUUCAGGACUGAUAUAUUUAGUUGCAAGGUAUUUAUUGAUAAACUAAGCCUGAAUUCAUAGAACUGACUGCGUGAACAAAUUUCUGGCUUUGUCUUAUAAUUCUGAGUUUUUUAAACUUUUUCUUAUAACUGCAUUUAUUUUAGGCAGAAAUUAUUUCCUCUCCCCCACCUUUUAGUAUUGUUAUAAAUGUUCGGUGCCUUCGUCUCUGUGAAGUUUCAGCAUAUUUUAGUGCGCGUGUUUAGCAUGUAAUGUAUUUGUGUACUGUGAAGAUUUUUGAUCGAGAGAACUAAAAUGUUGGUCAAAAAUAUGGCACUAAACUACUGACGUAGAUAACAAGAGACAAUCUGUAAAGUUUCAGAAAUACGUUUAACACCAGUACCUUCUGUGGACUUUAAAAACAACAGUAACUUUGAGAGGUUAUGUUUGAAGGUAUAAUAAGAACACUGAGUAAUCGUGACAGUUUGAUGGGACAUAUAAUAAUUUUAUAAUCUGUAACAGGCAUUCCUUAAUGCAAGCUUGCCGAUUAUCCUUUAUUGUCGAGAAUAGUUAUAAUAACCACCAUGAUAAGACAUAACUCAUUGAUUCAUUUUUACAUAUGGUUAAUCUAUAAUAAUCAGAAACUACAUCAGUUUUUAAUUGUAAUUUACCAUAUUUUCUCCUCAGAAUUUUCAUAAAUACGCAGGUAAACUGCCUGCUGGAGAAUUGAGGUUAUGUGUGUUUGUUGUACUUAAUAUUUAUUACAUGCACACAAUCCUGCAUGGCUCACCCCAAGGUUUUGUGCUGUCUGUAGAUCGACUGGGAGACUAGAAUGUUCCCAUUGUCUCAUUCUAAACAUUAUUGGUGCAUAAGCAUUAAUGUUUUAUUAGCCCAGUAAAGUAGAGAUAUGUAAGUUUAAGUAGCAUUAAGUUAGAUGCUGAUCAUCUGCUACCAGGGCUCUUUCUAUGAAAAUAAAUCUCAAUUUAGUGUACGUUGUUUCUUUAAAUGGCACUGGAGUAAUUAAGCAUUAUCGACUGUUGGAUUAAUUAAUUAUCAAGAUAAUUUUGUGGGGAAAUGUUGACAUUUAUUGGAAAAUUAACUAGCAGACUGAAGUUUAUCUAAUAGUAAGGAAGCAAUAAAGUGUAAAAGUUUGUUUUGGAUAAACGUUGUGUGCUGCGGAAUGAACGUAUUUGAGUUAGGUCAGUCAGUUUAAAAAUUAUUAAUAACAAUUUUACAAAUAGCAUUUCUAAAAGUUCCUUGUACUGAUGAAUUGUAACAACUCUCUGUUGAAAUUUGGAGGUACUCGUUUAUAUCGUAUUGUUAUUUGUCUUCUUGUUUGAAGAAUAACAUUUUAUAAAUGAAGCUUUGUGUUCUGUGAAGAACUUGAAUGUUCUCUGUAGAGGUCAGUUAGGAAUUCAAGAAGGUGGUAUUAUGCCUGUCAUAUUUUAAUUUUGUUCAAUUAAGAAGAUCGCAUGACAACAAAAAAUUUUAAUUUAACCUCUAGUAAAAUUACAGUUUAUGUUGCAUUCCUCAGUUGCUUGCAAAUUUCUCUGUAGCCAAGUGUCGAUAAGAAGAUGACUACAGAAUGACAGUCUUUUGUCUAGCCACAACAUGCGUGUCAUUAAUUUGUCAGAAUAUUUAUUCUGUCUGGUAAAGAAAAUGCUUUAUUCAAAUCAUGGAAAUUUUCUGUUUUAGUUUUCUUAUUUUUAUAUCUGAUUUACAUUCAGUGUAAAUUUGGCAUUGUCACACAAGAGUUUAAAUCUGAU
This is a messenger RNA of Zootermopsis nevadensis, 6138 nucleotides long. Its product is annotated as ras-GEF domain-containing family member 1B. The record is from RefSeq and is a predicted model, not a curated record. Gene Ontology annotation, cellular component: plasma membrane. Gene Ontology annotation, molecular function: guanyl-nucleotide exchange factor activity. Lineage: Eukaryota; Metazoa; Arthropoda; Insecta; Blattodea; Termopsidae. Gene Ontology annotation, biological process: Ras protein signal transduction.